AUGGCGGAAGGAUUAAAUAAAUCGUUUCCACCAAAAAUCGGCGCAUCGAUUGCGCAGUCUGUUGAUUUUGGCGUGGCAGGUGCUUCAUUGGCUGAGAAUGCUCACCAAGUGGAACCACCUGAAAUCAAGAAGUCCAGAUGGUACCUGCUAUCUUCAUCAUUUCCUCAUGCCAUAGGGGUAGCAGGGAUCAAGUUUAUAUUCAAUGGCGAUGAAAUGAAAAUAAGGAGGAAAUCCUACAUAGAAGACAACGAAGCAGAGUUUGCUGCACUCCUAGAGCAUCUCGCUAAUCGAACAUCACGUAGACAUCAGGAUAUCGAUGCCACAUUUUAUGAUGGAAACCUGAAGUACACCAAUCUCACAGAACUGAGACUCAACGCUGCCCAUCAACUCGACACUAUCGUUUAUGCAACCUUUGGCAAUGAAAAACUUACAGUUGAUAAUUUCUCUCUCGCUCUCUUCGAGUUCGGGGUGUGUUUUACUUUUAACCUCGACAGUACUCAUCGGUUACAAGUACUAAGCCCAGGAGCAACCCACGGUCUAGUAGUGAUUUUAGAUGUUGAGCAGUGGAACUAUUAUCAUCAGGAUAGUCACCCUUCAAGAAUCUCGGCAGGAUUUCAGCUCCAGGCAUUCGACAGUAAAACAAGUACCCCCCAAGUCAAUGACUAUGGGAUCGCUGUUGGACCUGGAACUAAGACUCGUGUUGGUGUCACAGUCCAUGAGACACAUAACAUACCACCUCCACACGGGAAAUGUGGAACGAAAAAGCUGAAGUAUCAUGAUGGUUACAAGGUUAGUCUGUGCCAAUUGGAAUGCAAAACCGAUUUCUUGGUCGCUGCAUGUAAAUGCCGAGCUCCCUAUAUGGCUGGUCCUGAUAGAGAAUGCAAUCCACUGGAGAUAGUCUGCAUGAAUAACGCAAUGGAGGACUUCAAUUCGAAGGCCACUGCUGCUUGCCCAUGCCCCCGACCAUGUGACGUUGUUACGUAUGCUACCACGGUAUCACAAGCCAAGUUUCCGUCAGACUUUUACAGUAAAUUUCUUGCAGAAACACUGACUGAACGGCGGAAUAGAUCUCUUAAUGCUGCCUAUUUCAGCAACAGUAUGUGUCUCAUCAACAUAUUCUUUAAUGAACUGAGUCGGCAAACAAACACUCAACAAGAAGCUUAUGGGUUUUAUAGUCUUCUUUGUGACAUCGGUGGCUCUCUUGGUAUGUGGAUAGGAGGGAGUAUUCUUACCCUCUGCGAGGUUCUCGACAUCAUUGGUUAUUCUAUACACAAGGGAAGAUCGUCUUAAAGCGACACUGAACUUGACUGAAGUGAUGAACCUUCUGCCCUAGCAUACUGUUCACAGCCAUCUAUACACAGAGUUUGGCCAACCCUGUUCGAGUUGUACACAAUAUGGUGACUACUGCUUUAUUGGGCAAGCACAAAACAAAAGAAUAUACGCCAUGUUGUGACCCAGGGAAACCAAGUUGGCUAAACUUUGUAUAUAGAUGGCUCUGGUACUGUUCAUUGCACAGCGUCAUCUCAUGGUCAACUUGCCAACAGUGCGAAACCCAAUAC
Molecule: messenger RNA, 1559 nt
Organism: Strongylocentrotus purpuratus (purple sea urchin)
Lineage: Eukaryota; Metazoa; Echinodermata; Echinoidea; Camarodonta; Strongylocentrotidae
Product: acid-sensing ion channel 4-like
Exons: 9
Coding region: 1-1290 (429 amino acids)
Biological process (GO): sodium ion transmembrane transport
Cellular component (GO): membrane
Molecular function (GO): ligand-gated sodium channel activity
Source: RefSeq, a predicted model, not a curated record